CAAUCCUGAAGAAGGAACAGACCCGCCCGCUCCUGUUUGUUGUGUGUUGUGUCCGCCUCUGCCCCUGUGUUUGUUUUUAAGUGCUCGUGUUGCCAAAAUGAUGGAUAAGGCUGUGAGAAUUGUGUUCGUUGCAAUGUUGGCCAUAAGCCUGACUCAAGCAAGGAACUACAACAAUGGGAACGGCAACGGUAAUGGAAAUGGCAAUGGAAACGGCAACGGAAACAAUGGCAAUGGAGGCUUUAAUGGUAACGGCGGGUCCAAUGGCAACGGCGGAUUCAAUGGCAACGGAGGGUUCAAUGGAAAUGGAGGUUUCAAUGGCAACGGCGUGUUCAAUGGCAACGGAGGCUUCAAUGGCAAUGGUUACUCUCUGGCCGAUGCCAUUGGCGGUGGAGGCGUCCCAGGUGUGGACUACCCCAUCCUGGCCUUCGUCCCCAACACCGGCUUCUCGUGCAACGGCCAGCUGCCUGGAUAUUACGCUGAUACUGCACAACAAGCCGGAUGCCAGGUGUUCCACAUCUGUCAGGCAGGAGGCAGAAUCAACUCCUUCCUCUGUCCCAAUGGAACAAUCUUUAACCAGCAGUACUUCGUUUGCGAUUGGUGGUACAACUUUGACUGUUCCACGGCUGAACAGUUCUAUGGUCUAAACGCUCAAAUCGGAGUCAGCAAUGGUCACAAUGGAAAGAAUGGUUUUAAUGGUAAUGGAAAUGGCUUCAACGGUAAUGGCUUUAAUGGAAACGGUAAUGGUUUCAAUGGAAAUGGCAAUGGUAACGGUUUUAACGGAAAUGGUAAUGGUAAUGGUUUUAAUGGAAACGGCAAUGGCUUCAAUGGUAAUGGCAAUGGCUUUAAUGGAAAUGGCAAUGGCUUCAACGGAAAACGUUAUAAUAAUGGUAAUGGCAACGGUAAUGGAAAUGGUAAUGGUAACGGUAAUGGUAAUGGCAAUGGCAAUGGAAACGGGAAUGGCAAUGGCAAUGGAAACGGGAAUGGCAAUGGCAAUGGAAAUGGGAAUGGUAAUGGCAAUGGCAAUGGAAACGGGAAUGGUAAUGGAAAUGGGAACGGCAAUGGCAAUGGAAACGGAUAUGGCAACCGUCUCAAUAAUGGCAACGGAAGAAGAUAUGGACGGUGAAAAUGGGUAACCCUUAGCCAUUCAUAAUACCAUGAAUUCACUUUACUUCGUCCAAGAUUUGUUGCAUUGUUUAUAUUUAAAAAAAACAAAAAAGUACUAAAACGGGCUCCUAGUCAUAAUAUAUGUUUUGUGUUCCUUGGUCAAAUUAGCAUUUGUUUUCCACUGUCACCUGUUAUCCUCAUAAUCCAAGAAUUGUUUGUUUGUUAAGUCUGUGUAUUCAUCCAGACAUCUAUUUUGAAAGCUAGUCACCUAGACAUCAUUUUAAGCUUAGUCACUCGUCUUCUUCGCUCAAGACCAGGAUUUAAACUUCUUUUCAAUUUUCAUUUCUUAGUCUUCAUCAACGUUUUCUUUCUCGAAUUGCUUAUAACUUUGCAAUAAGUGUCCUUCGAAUGCCACCUGUUGUCCAUUUUGUCUUCAAAUAUAUGAUGUUAAAUUUUCCUAAAACCGAAGACCUCGUGCGGGAACUACCGUGCGCAUAUCGGCUGUCGCUUGUUUUUAUUUCCUUUUGUUUCUAAUCAGAUACCUUGUCAUGCACUCCUACGAAUCUCUUUUCUUCUUUUUCUUCUUCUUCUUCUAUUUCUGUUUCCCAUUUGCGUGCUAUAUUUUAAGAUGUGAAUAUGAUUUUAUUUGCCUAUGUUUUCUAGAAAAUAUACUGCACUAUGGCGGCUGGUAAUUGUGCUUGAAAUCUGUACUCCGUAACGGUUGUUGAAUAAGUAAUUGGUCUUAGAUGAAUCAUCAAGCUUGUGACCAUAGUAUUUAAAGAGUAUCAAUAAAGAGUCCUGACA
Messenger RNA from Penaeus chinensis, 1908 nucleotides. RefSeq names its product cell wall protein IFF6-like. NCBI's taxonomy places the organism in Eukaryota, Metazoa, Arthropoda, Malacostraca, Decapoda, Penaeidae. The coding region runs from base 98 to 1123 and encodes 341 amino acids. Gene Ontology annotation, molecular function: chitin binding. The transcript has 3 exons. The record is from RefSeq and is a predicted model, not a curated record. Gene Ontology annotation, cellular component: extracellular region.